GAUACGUCAAUGGUUACGUGAUUCUCGGCUGACAUUUUCCUCCUUCAGCUUUGGUGACAGGAGGGUCCCUGCGGCCUAGAGAAAAGAAAGAAGAGAAGGAGAAGGCAGGACCGGAGCUGUUCCUCCUGAGCCGGCGACUCGGUGGACUCGCAGCGAUGCAGCUCCAUUUCGGGGUGGUGCCUCCCGCCGUGGCCCAGGGCCGUCCGCAGGUACUGGUGAUGUGCUCUCUGCCCGAGCUGGGGCUUUGGGCGCCUCAGAGGGCGGUGCUCAUGGAGCGGGCGGGCGUCCGGGUCGAGCCCGAGUCGGUAUGCGGGCUGCAGGAGCCAGGCCUGUGUCUCGCGGAGGUGGAGGUGGUCGAGGAGCCCCGGGAGGAAGUCCAGGAGCAGCAGCCGCUGCAGCCGCCGCAGCCGCCGCAGCCGCAGCAGCAACAGCAAGCCGAGGGGGCGGGGCCCGACAUCCUUGAGACAUUCCCAAAUCAGGAGCCAGGAGGAGAGUUCUCCUGGGAAGGUAAUGGUCCUCAUCAUGAUCUCUACAGUACUUAUACUGAAAGCAAUGUGGUAGAUGGUGUGUGCUGCCUCCCAGUUGCACAGGGGAUUGAGGCCACUGGGCAGAGGGAUGAUUUCCGUUUUAACACUGCAGGCCAUCAAGGCCUGCAUUAUUCACAAAUCCUCCCAAACCUCUGGUUAGGAAGCUGCCCUCGCCAGUUGGAGCAUAUAACUAUCAAAAUGAAGCAUGAAUUAAGGGUGACAGCAGUAAUGAAUUUUCAGACCGAAUGGGAUAUUAUGCAGAAUUCAUCAGGCUGCAAUCGCUACCCAGAGCCCAUGAGCCCAGACACCAUGAUCAGGCUCUAUGAAGAAGAAGGAAUUCAGUACCUAUGGUUGCCUACACCAGAGCUGAGUACUGAAGGUACAGUGCAGAUGUUGCCUCAGGCCGUCUGUCUCCUCCAUGGCCUACUUCAGGAAGGUCACAUCGUCUACAUACACUGCAAUGAUGGUCUUGGAAGAUCCUCGGCUGCCGUGUGUGGCUGGCUGAAAUAUGUAAUGGGCUGGAAUCUGAGGAAGGUGCAGCACUUCCUCAUGGUCAAAAGGCCUGCUGCGUAUAUCGAUGAAGAGGCGCUGUCACGUGCAGAAGAAGAUUUCUAUCAGAAAUUUGGGAAGGUUUGUCCGGCUUUAAGUAAUCCUAAUGUGUAAAACCACCCGCUUUUCCCUAAAAGCUCCUGUCAGAUAAUCAUAAGAUGAUUUGAAGACAGAAUCUUGUUAAACAGUAUUGUGGUGUGCUUUGUUACUACUAUUUAUUGUUGCUAUUAUUAUUAUUAGUCUAGCAUGGUCAUUUAGUCUUAGUUUUGGUUUAGGAAUCUAUUUUCUCUGGAGCACCUUUCAAAGAAUGUAAUGAAUUGCACAAGAAAGAGCAGAAGUUCUCUAGACUCUGCCUUCUCAGUCUCAUGUGGUACAAUAAGGUAACAAACACCAUUGACGAUACCUGCAGUCAGGCUCCUCCUUUUGGUUGACUUACCCACAGGUGGUUUUAUUAAAAAUUCCUGACUACCUACCUUUCAGAUCUUUGUAAAGGAGAACAGUUUAUGACCAAACAAGACAUAGAGAAUAUUAUGAAAUGCAAAAUGGAUGCUUUUGAUUACAUUAAAUUAAAAAGGUUUUGUACUAACAGA
This is a messenger RNA of Dromiciops gliroides (monito del monte), 1666 nucleotides long. RefSeq names its product laforin-like. The record is from RefSeq and is a predicted model, not a curated record. Bases 156 to 1190 code for a protein of 344 amino acids. Lineage: Eukaryota; Metazoa; Chordata; Mammalia; Microbiotheria; Microbiotheriidae. The transcript has a single exon. Gene Ontology annotation, molecular function: protein tyrosine/serine/threonine phosphatase activity; carbohydrate phosphatase activity; protein tyrosine phosphatase activity. Gene Ontology annotation, cellular component: nucleus; cytoplasm. Gene Ontology annotation, biological process: protein dephosphorylation.